ACACAUCACUACCGCAGGUGCAUGGUUGCUGUAGUUGACUGAUUUCCCUUUGCUGACUGGGAGAAAUAACACAUUCCUUUUGGAUGACACGCCGGUCGUUGAAAGGAAGGAGCUUUGCCAGACGGCAUACUUACUUCAAGGUUGACCCUCUGAUGGGACGUCAGUAGAGGAUUGGAGUCGGAGAGUUGUGGUUCACUCUCGCUCUGUCUCAACGUGUUGAUGCUGAUACCACAUUGGAUGUUACUCUUUGACUGGAAGGAAUCAUCAAGAAGUCAAAGCAGGAGCUGCUACUGUGAGUUUUGGGGGUCUGGAAAGUGAAGAUCACCAGACCAGGCAGUUGUCGGUUGAAAGCUAAUGACAGCAGCAGUGAGACCUGAGCGCUGGAACAACAGGCUUUAAUUGCAGCUCCCCGAGCACCGGAACACAUUUACAGCAACGAGAUUGUUGAUUGGCCACCUCGACGUCAUCCUUACAAUGUCUGGGUAGACGUUUCAAUAUGAUCCUCAUCCUCAAUGAUGGGCACGACAGUCGAAUGUUGAGGCCAAAAGUGCGGCGGAUAUUGGCUGUUUCCAGCUAUGUAACGCAUUUCGUCACAACAUGGAGAUAGACCAGUGUCUGCUGGAGUCCCUGCCCAUUGGGCAGCGCCAGCGGGUGGUCAGGAGGAUGCGCUGCGACCAAAUUCGGGCGUAUUACGAGAGGGAAAAGAACCUCCAGCAGCGCCAGCAGGGCGGGGUCAAAGUCCGAGGAGUUCCACCCGGCGACCGCAAGAAACAGCAAGUCCGCUUCAGCGUGGCUGAUGUCUUAAAGGACGCCAUCGUUCGCCACGACGAUAAAGAAGUGCUGCGUCUCCUGAAGGAGGGAGCUGACCCCGACGCCUCCAUUUCCUCUGGGGGUUCAUUGCUACACCUGUGCGCACGUCACGACAACGUGUUCGCGGCAGAGGUCCUGCUGGAGCGAGGCGUGAGCGUCAACCUGCAGGACGAAGACCUGUGGACGGCGCUGCAUGUAGCAUGUGUGUGCGACCACGCUGACAUGGUGCUGCUUUUACUUCUGGCUGGGGUUAAUGUUCUCCUGCAGGACGUCGACGGGCACAUUCCUCUGGACUACGCUUCAGAAGAAAGCGAGAGCCGCUGUAUUCUCCAAAAACACCUGGAGGAAAACGGUGUGGAUGUGUCGUCUGUCCACACCAUGAGGACGCAGAGAUCCACCACCAUGCUAUCUGACGUUAGGCAGCUUGUAGCUGCGGGCGCAGAUCUCAAUCAGCCCAGUGACGACGGGGUCACCUUGCUCCAUAUAGCAUGCGCUAGCGGCUUUGGGGACGUGGCGGCUGUGCUUUUGGACAACGGGGCCGACCCACAUCCUGUGGCCAACAACUUUUGGACCCCUCUUCACUUGGCUGCUAAAUAUGGCAAGGCAAGCAUCGUUAGUCAACUCCUGAGGCAUGGUGCAAACCCGACCCUGUUGAACUGCAACCAAGACAAGCCCUCAGCUAUUGCUGCAUCGGAACACAUAGCCGACCUGCUGCUGAACGGAGAGGCCAUCUGGCUGCAGAGGUUGAAGGACCCUUCUACUCCUCUGCUCUCCAUGGACCUACGCUACAGCGAUGGAUCACAUGACCUCAGUAACCCCGUCAAGAACCUGAACCACCUGGGCCUCCCUAUCUCUAAACGGGACAGUCUCCUGGAGAAGUGGGCCAUGUUCCGAGAGGCGGGCGGGGGGCUCAGUCGGCAGCCGUCACUCGAUAACGUCCUUGAUGGCCCCUUCAGCUCAGGGACAAGCAAACUGGAGCAGGUGAAACUGAUGCCUCCAGCACCCAAUGAUGACCUGGCGUCUCUCAGCGAGCUGACGGACAGCAGCCUCCUCUAUGAGAUGCAGAAGCGCUUCGGCAAUGACCAAAUUUAUACUUACAUCGGACACAUUCUUUUACUGGUCAACCCAAACAAAGAGCUGCCCAUCUACUCCACUUUGGUGAGUCAGCUGUACCUGAGCUCCACGGGCCGCCUGUGCUCCUCACUGCCCCCUCACAUCUUUUCCUCUGCGGAGAGAGCGUACCACAUGAUGCUCCAGGAGCGACGGCCGCAGUGUUUCAUUCUCAGUGGUGAAAGCGGUUCAGGGAAAACGGAAGCCAGUCGGCACAUCGUGCGACACCUGACAGUCAGAUCCAGCCCUAAAGGCUUUGCGCUGGAAUCCAGAAUGAAACAUGUGGACUGUCUUCUGGAGGCUUUUGGUCACGCGAAAACGCAGAGGAACAACAACUCCAGUCGCUUUAUCAAGCUGCUGACCGUGCAAUACUGUGAUAAGAGGAGGACGCUGCGAAGAGCCCGUGUGUCCACUUACAUGCUGGAGAAGUCCCGUGUGGUCCAGCUGCCUCCUCACCAGCGCAGCUUCAACAUCUUCUACCUGAUGGCUGAGGGCAUGUCACCCGAGGAGAAGAGUGCACUUUACCUUAAUAACGUUUUGGCUCACAGGUGUCUAAAUGGAGGCCUUCCAGGAGGGAACCCUUCUGUAGCUGCAGCCUCUCCAGACAGCAGGGAGCGCCUCAGCGCUGUUAAGCAGGCCUUUCAAGCAGUGGGCUUCAACAAGCAGGAAGUGGAUUCCUUGUUUACGCUUCUAUCUGCCGUGCUCCAUAUUGGGGAUCUGCGUUUCUCCGCGCUGACAGAUGCUGAAAGCGCCAUCCCUGCUGACCUGCAGGUUCUGGAGAGAGUGGCUGAGCUGUUGCAGGUGUCUGCAGGUGACCUAAGCACCGCCCUCACCUCGGACGUCCAAUACUUCAAAGGUGACAUCAUCACACGGCGACACACGGUGGAGAUGGCCCAGCAGUACAGAGACCAGCUGGCCAAGGCUAUCUACGGGCGGCUCUUCAGCUACCUUGUCAACUGCAUCAAUGACUACCUGCAAGGACAGAAUGACAGCGUGGGUGACACGUCCUUAGAAAUUGCAAUCCUGGAUAUCUUUGGUUUUGAAGAGUUCCAGAGGAAUUCAUUUGAACAGCUGUGUGUCAACAUGACCAACGAGCGGCUGAGACGCUACGUCUCCGAGGUGCUAUUCCAGCAGGAGCAGGCAGAGUGUCUGCAGGAAGGCGUCGCCAUGGAGACCCCGCCGUCCCCCAGCAACCAGCCAGCUGCUCUGGACUUCUUUCUCCAGAAACCCCAGGGACUGCUGAGUGUGCUGGAUGAGGAGAGCCAGAGUCUGCGACCGACAGAGCAGAACCUGUACAAGAGGCUGUCCGCCCAGCUCGAUUCUAACCCCGCUCACGGCCUCGCCUUCAGCACCAAGGAUGGCAACGGAAACCCCCCACCCAAGGAUCAAGGCCCUACCUUUACUGUCCUCCACUACACUGGACAGAUUGCUUAUGACCUGAGUGGAUCGCUUCUAAAAAACAAGGACUCCCUUCCUCAGAACAUCUUGUUUACCAUGAAGUCGAGCGACAGUGUGAUACUGCAGCAGCUCUUCCGGUCCAAGCUAACCCAGACUGGUUGUCUGGUACAAUCAGCUCAAGGCCGGGUUGGGCUGAGGGGGUCCAAAACUGCUCUGCUUCUGCACGGGACACCACCAGCUGGCGCUAUCAACAUUGCUCCCCAACCACACCGAGGGUACCAUGAAGUGAGCAAGAUGUUAAAGAAGAAAGGCUCCGGCUCCUUCAUCCAGCGACUAGAACGAUGCGGGCCCAUCACAGUGGCAGCCCAGCUGAGGAACUCGCUGUCGGAAGUGAUCGGUAAGCUGCAGGCUUCCACGGCCCACUUUGUGGAGUGCGUGCGUCCCAACGCCAGCGGUCAGCCCGAUGCCUUCGACAGCUCCCAUGUGUCCGCCCAGCUGCGGCACGUCGGAGUGCUUGACAUGGUGCGCACCAUCCGUUAUGGAUAUCCCGUACGCCUGUCCUUUCCUGGCUUCAUCAGCAGAUACAGAGAUCUUGUCGUCCCGACGCUGGCAGACAAGAAGAAGCUAUCUGCGGGGGAGACGUGUCACUCCGUGCUGCAGCAGACCAAACUCCAGGGAUGGCAGGUGGGCAGCAGUAAAGUCUUCCUCAGAUACUGGCAGGCGGACCAGCUCAACGACCGCUGCUACCAGCUUCAUAAAAAGAUCAUCACCUGUCAGAAAGUGGUGCGUGGCUGGCUCGCUAGGCGGCUCGUAGAUCGGCGUACGUUGUUGUCGCAGCAGAAAGACGGCGAGUGUGGCGUGCAGCGCUUCCUGCAGGGGGCGGAGGACAUGGGCCUGCGCACCUACGACCGCCUGGUCAUCCAGAACGCGUCAGACAUAGCGCGGGAGAGCGAUCGCCUGCGCUGCCAUGGCAACAGCGGCUUACAACACGCCUCUCUCAGCAGCAGCCCGCCACUCGGGGAAAGGCCCGACCCGGUAGGCAAGGAGGAGGACCAACCUGUUAAAAGGGGUUUGGAAAAAGCUAUCAACGGGGGAAGCCGGGUCAUCCGCCACUUUCGAUCAAGUUCGGUACCUGUCCCCCUCGCCCUGGACAACACCAUUCCGGUCAUCAAACCGCCGCUGCAGCAAGUGGCGGACAGCACCAGCGAGGGCGCUGCUUCCUCUCCACGUAAGCAACCUCCCCCGAAGCCAAAGAGGGACCCCAACACCCGCCUGAGUGCAUCGUACGAGGCAGUUAGUGCAGGGCUGGUGAUGGCGGCUAAAGAGAGCCCCACUCCGGAAGGCUACGCUUCACCAGCUGAGAGCCCCCCGAAGUCCCAGCUGUCCCCUACAGACCCUGCAGGGUUAUCCAAACCCCGCCCCCACAGCGACGACUACACCACCAUGAGGAAGGUGCCCCCGCCCAAGCCCAAGCGCAGCCCCAACACAAAGCUGACAGGCUCGUAUGAGGAGAUAAACGCCGCCACGCCCCUCCUCCAACAGCUGCGUCCUGCUGAUGUCAAGAUGGCACUGCUGUCGCGAGCUGGAGGCCUCAUGCAGAAGGCAGCCUCCCUGGAUGCUCCUCAGGGCUUAGGGCUGAGGCUCUACCAGGGCCACGAUGAGGAGGACGUCUAUAUCGAGAUGCUGGGCUCUCGGAGCCUCCAGGAGCCGCCCGACAGCCCGGAGGAGGCGGAGUCAGAAGCAGUGUACGAGGAGAUGACGUUCUUUCCUCCUGAUGAUGCUGCGCCGCCAGCCUCUGCAACCAAGGCGGCGAGACUGGAGGCUCUCAGCUUGGGCCUCCUGACAAGCAACACGUGUCCUCCUCAGAGUGGGGAGAGCAAGCGCGUGUCCGCGGGGGCGACGGCAGCAUUCGAAGUCGCUCACCCUCAGACGGCAUCCAGGAGCCAGUUUGGAAAAGAUUGUGACAUCCCAGCCCCCUUUCCCAACUUGCUCCCGCACCGACCGCCUCUAUUGGUGUUUCCGCCCUCCCCCGUCACCUGCUCCCCUGCGUCCGAUGAGUCCCCCCUCACUCCUCUGGAGGUGAAGAAGCUGCCGGUGUUUGAGACCAACCUGAACUAUUCCGCCACUCCAGACAGCCCGCUGUCGCCUCAGUAUGUGCGCCAGCGGGCUGACUCAUCCCCGAGCCUCACUGUCCUCAUGCCAGAGAAGAAGAGCACACCUCCUCUCACGCCUCCACUUCCUCUUUCUACCACCAACAUCCCACCUCCUCCAUACAGACCACCAUCCCACUUCCCUUUUCCGCCUGAAGCCAGCUUUCUGGCUCUGACCCGGACCGGUUCUGUCACCGGGACUCAGUCGGACUCCUCCAAGGCACAAAGACCCAAUGUGGAGCCACUGGGGAAGCCGCCCCCUUACUCCCCGGGGAAGAUGUCCCGUCCUGAGCCCCGUAGAGCGCAUUCCUGCUCCUCCUCUCCACUGCUGUUCAACCCAGCCAAUGGCAGACCCCUGACCAGCCCCCUGGAUGAGCUCAACACCUUGUUCAGCACCGGGCGCAGCUUGCUGAGGAAGUCCUCCACGGGACGCAAGAUGCGAGAUGGAGGGUUCAACUCCAACAUCAAUUUACCUGGCCGGGAAGAGUGCGGCUCAGCCCCGUCCUCGCCGUCGCUGCAGCUCCAGGACAAGAACGCCAACAAUCACUCGGUUCACUCCUCGAGCCCCGCCCCUAUUGAGAACGGCAACCAGAUCACCAACGGGUCACUGGAGGACGAGGUGCACGUCAAAUCAAACAUGUCCAGCUCCUCUCUGCACAGGCACAUGGACAGUCACCACACACAGGCGUUCCAGAGGCUCCGUCUUUCCAACGGGGACGCGGGCACCACCACGAUGCGGGAGCUUCUGCGCUGGCGGCACGCGCAGUGUGAGGGGCGAGGCCACUGGAAGCAGCGCCCACCUCCCACGCUGCUCUGGUCCAGCAGGAAGACUUCCUCGUGACCUUAGGGUGUGUUUCAAGCUACGUGAACCUCAGAUCUUCUGUCUCAUGGUCGCAGACCUCAUGGCGCCUGACAGUCGCCUGUGACUCCAAGGGACGCCACAACCCUGCCAGUUAUGAAGCACUUUGUGACUGUAAAUAAACGCAUGGAAAGCAACUCCCAGGGACAUCAUGUAAAUGAAUAUUUAUUUAAGAGGAUGACUUAGCGCGGUUAGACAACAAAGUCAGGUUCCAAGGUCUAGAAGAAGAGAGAGAACUCCAUCCUAAAAGCUGGUGCUGAUUUCACUUGAUGUGCUUUCCUGCAACAGACGUUUCCAAGUCAACCAACCUCUUCAAACACUCCAGCUACCAGAAACUUUCCAGGUAAACAGCUCCAACACCAAGGUUCUCCGUACCCCAGUAACGUCCCAUGGUGCAUUCCUCUUGUCUCCUGUUGACUCCAGCCUUCGACGGAGACAUCUGGACACAAGUUACCACACUUUUACCAACAUCAGCACACAUCCAACAAAAAACACAUGCCCCGGCUACCAGAAACUUUUCCAGGUACUCCGACAACACCACCUUCGUUUGUUCUGCAUCCUCAGACACAAAACAACAACAGAUCAGGCCAAACUCCGGACUAUCCAGUUCCAACACACGCUCCAGGUACCUGAAGCUUUUCAGGUACACAGGUGGUAGACCGACGCUCUGGAUACUUCAUCAGCAACAAAACCACCACAGCACAGCACCCUCAGUAACACCCCCAGGUGCAUUUCUCUUCCCAUACCUUACUGCUGCCGCCAGCCUUUGGAGAAGACCUCUGGAUGGAAACUGCUGCUCUUAACUUUCUGGUGAAACGGAGAUCCAACAAAAAACCCAACCACCAGGUACCAGAAACGUUUCAGGUACAAAACAGCCACAGAUCUGACCUUCCUCAGCAACAUCCCAAAGUGCGUUCCCCUUGAAUCCUGUGGCCAACAGCCUUGAACGAAACCUUCUGCAAGGAAACGACCACACUGACCUUUCUUGUAAAAUGGAAAUGACGCCAAAAAAAAAAAAGGUCCAGGUACGCGGAACUCUUCAGGUACACAAAUGCUGGACUGACGCUAUGGGAACUUCUACUGACUCCGCCUUUAAAAAAGACUUCUGGACGCAAACUACUGCACUUACUUUGUUGGUGAUCCAACCAAAAACAGCUACAAACAUGAAGCUGUCCAUAUGAAACCUGUGCCAAAGCGUCACAACCCCGACCGUUCUACGUCCUCGUGUCCUCGUGUCCUCCUGAAAUGACCUGAUCAAAGCUGCUCCCGUGGCUCAUUGAGUUCCUUCAAAGUGCAAGAUGGAACGUGCAGGUGACCUCAGUGUUUGUACAGAAUCCUCUACCGUUGGUGUGUGUGGACAUGCCCCCACUGCCCGAGUGUCUCUCGACGCCUAGACCCCUACCCCCCAUCCUUUGGUGUUCGACCUCUCAAUGGCGAGAAGCAGCUGUCCGGGUGUUUCCGCGGUAACUGCUGUGUAAAUAGUGACUGCUGAAUUGACACUGUCUGAGAUCGGAGAAUGUCUUGGGGUCGAUGCAAUGACAGAGAAGGUUAUUUUCAAAUGUCAAUACCUUCUUUUUAUUCAAGAUUGUCAGUGGAUAGGAAAUCUUUAUACUCUACAGUAUUUCAUAAGUAAUACUUCAUCCCUCCCUUCUUCUGCUCCAACUGCAUUGUUUUUGGACGUGUCUGUUUCUGUGGUGUGUUGCCGAGCGGCGUAACGGACCUGGCGUGUCCUGACCAGCCGGCCAUUUGCCCAGAAUUGUUAGAGCAGCAGAGUAUCAAUAGCGCUAAUUGAUUUCUCUUUCCCACCACUGAUCACUCCCAAUGUGUCUGAUUGAUUCUGCCUUACCAGUUGACAGCAUCACAGGAUUGAUCGCGACGCAUUCAUAUUCUACCAGGAAUCAGCGUGUUCUCCUGCUGCUCUUCACUCGUGCUUGGUGUUCUUUGGCGGACUGAGUGGUAGAAGUCUUAAAGGUCCUACUGUAUAUCACACUGUACUUUUUAAAAAACUAUUUUAAGUAAGUGUCAGAGGUCCAUCACCUUCAGCUUCUUGGGGGUUUGUUUGGGCUGGCCGCUUUCCCGAGGGGAGCGAUCAUGCUGUGCCUCGGAAUGUAACCGUUCCCUCAAAGAACCGCAGCUCCCCAGUGCCUGUAGCACUCAUGCAGCCCCAGACGCGGCGCUACCACCACCAUGCUUGACUGUUGUGCUGCCAACUGUACAGACCGGGGGUGUCCAGACCUUUUCCACUUAGGGGCUUCAACUGAAAAGUGAAAGGUCGCAGGGGCCACUUGGAUGUUGUGUAAAGCAACACAUGGACCGUAGAUACUGUGUGGUUUUAUUUGAUAUGUUUCAACAAAGAACUGCCCCUCAGCUUUAUGAUGCAUUAUUAGUGUCAGCGUUGGUCUUUACUCUGUUUUUCCCAUUUUUGCAGUUUUUUUAUUUUUCAUUUUCCAAAUAUGACAACUUCAUUUAGUUUUGUUUCUCGUAUAUUUUUUUUGUUUACAUAACGUAUCAAUUCUUUAAUAUUUCAAGUCUACGCUGCUGAAGUGACAUAUUUCCUCAUAACAUUGUGGGAAGAUUUCUCGUGAAAUUGCAGCUGUUUUUUUUUCAUUUCUGCCGUUUUUCAACUUUCUUCUCCCAAUUAGGACUUUAUUUUAUAUUUUAAUAUUUUGACUUGAUUCUCGUAACUUUUUCCGCAACUGAAUUUUCCAAAAAUUACAACUUUAUUUGUUGUUUUGUUUCUCAUAUUACAACCUUUUUAGAAAAAAAAAUGUCUUUAUUAUCUCAACAUUAUGCUACAAAAAUGAUGUUAUUUUUUUCCUCAUAAUAUUUCAACUUAAUUUUUGUAAAAUUCAGACUUUUUCUUGUUGAAUGGCAACUUUUAUUUUCUUAAUAUUUUGACUUUAUUCUUGUAGAAUCACAGCUGAUUUUUGCAUUUUUGCUGUCGUUUUUCAAUAAUGUUCUUCUGAAAGUAUAUUUUUAGAAUGUGCCGCGGCCACUUUGGACACCCCUGACUUAGACAGGAACUGCUGCGUGUUGAAUCCUUUUCAACAGAUAGUCAAUCUAUACAAGCUGUACGCUGACUACUCUAAAGUGAAUCCAAGUCUCCUCCUUGAGAAGACGAUAGAUGGCCGCAUGACACCAAACCGUGCGGCUUGGUGGACAAAUGAAGCAUUCCUCGCGUCAUCCUAAGCAACAAUUGGGUCAGUCAUGGGUUUUGUUUCAGUGUCCGGAUUUUUUCAAGAACAACCCACAUUAGGAGGUAAUGUUCCAGACGUCGUACAUGACGGACUGCUUCCCAUCACACUGUGCAUCACCGUGUCAUGCCUCGUCAUCCAUCUACAAACACCUACCCCCCUCCCUCCCUCCUCCCGAGACGCAUCACACAACACAACAUUUGUGUGUCCAGGGCUGAGUGUGCCGUAUGAUACGGUAUGUUGUUGUUGUGCAUCAGCCUAUCGGUGCUGUGCUCUCUGGUGCUCCACGCAGCGCCCCAGUGACUAGCAUAUUGUCCCCACAAAGUCCAUGUUCGCUAUUAUUUUAUGAAAAGGGAACUCUCGCUGCCUUUUUUUGGUUUUGUAGAUACUAUACAGCUUAUCUUGCAUUCAUGUGUUUGUGCAAAAAGAAGAAAAGAGAUUGUAUGUGAGAUGUCAUGAUGUUUUCUAAGUACUGUACCUGUACAGCAAUAAAGCACAGCCGUGUCAGUGCUAACCUGC
Molecule: messenger RNA, 10040 nt
Organism: Dunckerocampus dactyliophorus (ringed pipefish)
Lineage: Eukaryota; Metazoa; Chordata; Actinopteri; Syngnathiformes; Syngnathidae
Gene: myo16
Product: myosin XVI
Exons: 40
Coding region: 598-6309 (1903 amino acids)
Biological process (GO): negative regulation of G1/S transition of mitotic cell cycle; neuron projection morphogenesis; phosphatidylinositol 3-kinase/protein kinase B signal transduction
Cellular component (GO): nucleoplasm; perinuclear region of cytoplasm; myosin complex
Molecular function (GO): cytoskeletal motor activity; actin filament binding; protein phosphatase binding
Source: RefSeq, a predicted model, not a curated record